Molecule: messenger RNA, 4285 nt
Organism: Hypoxylon fragiforme
Lineage: Eukaryota; Fungi; Ascomycota; Sordariomycetes; Xylariales; Hypoxylaceae
Product: Coatomer, alpha subunit
Exons: 6
Coding region: 245-3910 (1221 amino acids)
Biological process (GO): retrograde vesicle-mediated transport, Golgi to endoplasmic reticulum; intra-Golgi vesicle-mediated transport; intracellular protein transport
Cellular component (GO): COPI vesicle coat
Molecular function (GO): structural molecule activity; protein binding
Source: RefSeq, a predicted model, not a curated record
GUUACUUUUGGGCCACGAAUUGACUUGGUUAACUUAACGAUUGUAAAGAACAAUCAAAGUUGGUGUUAAGACAUAAUAUUUCACAAAAAUACAGAGCCACACAGCUCACCCACCAUUUAUCACAAUUCCUUAAUUCUACUUUCACCACCUCUAAUUCUCUUCACAGCGUCUGGGCGCAUCUUUUCUUUACCCUUCUUCAUGACAGAAGCUUAGGGGCCUCCUGCUGCCUCUAAUAUCCUUCAUAAUGCAGGCCUCUUCGGGAAUGUUAACAAAGUUCGAGUCCAAGUCUUCAAGAGCGAAAGGCAUUGCCUUUCACCCUAAAAGACCAUGGAUUCUUGUUUCCCUACACUCUUCGACCAUUCAAUUAUGGGAUUACCGCAUGGGAACCCUUAUUGACCGCUUCGAAGAGCACGAUGGCCCCGUUCGAGGUAUCGAUUUCCAUAAAACGCAACCUCUCUUCGUUUCCGGAGGCGACGACUACAAGAUCAAGGUUUGGUCUUACCAGACGAGGCGAUGUCUAUUCACCUUGAACGGACAUCUUGACUAUGUCCGAACAGUCUUCUUCCACCACGAGUUGCCUUGGAUAAUAUCUGCUUCAGAUGACCAAACUAUUCGGAUAUGGAAUUGGCAGAAUCGCUCGCUAAUUUGUACGAUGACUGGACAUAACCACUAUGUUAUGUGUGCUCAGUUCCACCCCAAGGACGACCUUGUAGUAUCCGCCUCCCUCGAUCAGUCCGUCCGUGUAUGGGAUAUUUCUGGGCUGCGAAAGAAGCACUCCGCCCCGACAUCUAUGUCAUUCGAAGACCAGGUUGCCCGAUCCAAUGCGCAGCAGACCGAUAUGUUUGGUAACACCGACGCAAUGGUUAAGUUUGUGCUCGAGGGCCACGAUCGCGGCGUUAACUGGGUAUCUUUCCAUCCAACUGCUCCUCACAUUGUCUCGGCCGGUGACGACCGACUUAUAAAGCUAUGGCGAUUUAGCGAAACCAAGGCUUGGGAGGUUGACACCUGUCGCGGCCAUUUCCAGAACGCCUCAGGUUGCUUGUUUCAUCCUCAUCAAGACCUUAUCCUAUCUUGUGGCGAGGACAAGACGAUUCGAGUAUGGGAUUCGCAGAAACGUACCGCUGUCCAAUCCUUUAAGAGAGAAAACGACCGGUUCUGGGUUAUCGCAGCCCACCCCGAAAUCAAUUUGUUUGCGGCUGGUCACGACAAUGGUGUAAUGGUAUUCAAACUAGAACGGGAACGUCCAGCUUCUACUGUCCAUCAGAACUCGCUUUUUUUCAUCACCAAAGAGAAGCACGUUCGCUCUUACGAUUUCCAGAAGAAUGCUGAGAGCCCGACAUUGUUAUCCCUGAAGCGACUUGGUAGUGCCUGGGUCCCGCCCCGGACAUUGUCUUAUAACCCUGCUGAACGUUCCGUCCUGGUUAUCUCGCCCGCCGAGGGUGGCUCGUAUGAGCUUAUUAACCUGCCCCGGGAUGGCUCUGGCGCGUUGGAAGCAACUGACUCGAAGCGUGGACAAGGAAAUUCUGCCAUCUUCGUCGCUCGGAAUCGCUUUGCUGUCCUUAACACAGCUGCGCAGACUGUAGACAUCAAGGAUCUCUCAAAUAACACGGCACGAUCUUUUAAGCCUCCUGUGGGAACGACUGACAUUUACUUUGGUGGUACCGGAAAUCUACUCAUAAUCACUCCCACCGCAGUUCACCUUUACGACAUCCAGCAAAAGAAGAGUGUUGCUGAGCUGGCCGUGAAUGGUGUCAAGUAUGUUGUCUGGUCUAACGAUGGUCUUCAUGCAGCGCUUUUGAGCAAGCACAAUGUCACCAUCGUGACAAAAACACUUGAGCAGGUCAGCACACUGCAUGAGACUAUUCGGAUCAAGAGUGCAACUUGGGACGAUGCAGGAGUCCUCCUAUACUCUACCCUUAAUCAUAUCAAGUACACGCUUAUGAACGGCGACAAUGGAAUUGUUCGGACUCUUGACCAAACAGUAUACCUUGUGAGAGUCAAGGGCCGAAGUGUCUACUGCCUUGACCGUGGUGCGAGGCCUAAGAUUCUGAAUAUUGAUCCGACUGAGUAUCGCUUUAAGCUGUCGCUAGUCAAGCGCAACUAUGAGGAGAUGCUUCAUAUUAUACGCACUUCUAGUCUGGUUGGUCAAUCCAUCAUUUCGUACCUUCAAAAGAAAGGAUACCCCGAGAUCGCAUUGCAGUUCGUACAAGACCCGACAACCCGAUUUGAACUCGCUAUCGAAUGUGGAAACCUUGAUGUGGCUGUAGAGAUGGCUAAGGAACUAGACCGCCCUAAGCUUUGGACGAGAUUGGGUGCUGAGGCGCUGGCGCAUGGAAACCACCAGGUUGUUGAGAUGGCAUAUCAGAAAUUGAAACAGUUCGACAAGCUUUCAUUCCUGUAUCUUGCAACUGGCGACCACUCAAAGCUAGCAAGAAUGGCCAAGAUUGCUGAGCACCGAGGUGAUUUCACGGCGAGAUUCCAAAACGCGCUCUUUUUGGGUGAAGUUGAGGACAGGAUUCAAAUGUUUAAAGAAAUCGACUUAUAUCCUUUGGCAUAUGUGACAGCCAAAGCACAUGGCCUUGAGGAGGAGUGUCAAUCUAUCCUGGAAGCGACUGGCGUUACUGAAGACCAACUGAAACUGCCUACAUUUGGCAAGGGCCUCACCUUACCAAAGCCAACUGUGCCAACUUACAAGGCCAACUGGCCCACAAAAGCGACGUCGCAAUCAUUUUUCGAGAAAGCUCUCGCUAGUGAACUGGAAGGCAUACAUCUUGAAGACGAACCUUCAGCAGCUGCCACUGGCUUGGAAUUAGAAGAGGGUGCGGAUGAGGCGACUACCAAGAGAAAUGGCGCACUGGAUGCUGAAGAAGAUGAGGACGCUGCCGGAUGGGACCUAGGCGACGACAUUGUUCCCGAAGCUGAGAGUGACUUCGUGAAUGUUGAGAGCACAGAUGCUGGAGGUGCUGGUAGCAGCGAAGCGGAUUUAUGGGCUCGCAAUUCUCCAUUAGCUGCGGAUCACAUUGCUGGAGGUUCGUUUGAGUCAGCUAUGAACCUCCUCAACCGACAAGUUGGCGCCGUCAACUUUGCGCCUCUUAAACCCCGUUUCCUAGAAAUUUACUCCGCCUCAAGGACCUUCCUACCUGCCUCGGCUAACCUACCGCCCCUGGUCAACUAUGUCCGCAGAAAUCUGGAUGAGACAGAUCAUAGGAAGGUUCUUCCCAUCAUCCCGCGCGACAUUGAACACCUUGCUACCAAUGACCUUCACAAGGGCUACGAGACGAUGAAGGCAAAUAAGCUCGAGGAGGGUGUACAGAUUUUCAAGGGCAUUCUACAUGCUAUGCUCGCGAACGUCGUUUCGAGCGAGAGUGAAGUUGCAGAAGCUAAGAAACUGAUUACUUCGGCAAGUGAGUAUACUACUGCAAUGUCGAUCGAGCUUGCGCGAAGGAAGUUAGGCCCCACCGACGUCGUGAAUGGCAACCCUGCCCUUCUGAAGCGAAGUCUCGAGUUGUCUGCAUAUUUCACAAUUCCCAAGAUUGAAGUUCCUCACCGACAGCUUGCUCUACUCAAUGCAAUGAACUUAGCUUCAAGAAGUAAGAAUUACAGCUCGGCAUUAAGCUUUGCGAACCGUAUUCUCGCCAACGGUGGUGCUAACAGGAUUCUUGAAAAUGCCCGAAAAAUAAAAGCAACAUGCGAGCGCAAUCCGCAUGACACAGUCGAGAUCGAGUACGAUCAGUUUGCAGAGUUUGAGAUAUGCGCGGCCAGUCACACGCCUAUCUACAGCGGCACACCAUACGAGGAGUGCGCGUUCGACGGGUCCAAGUACCACAGCAAGUACAAGGGAACUGUCUGCACUGUCUGUGAGGUGUGCGAGGUUGGAAAGCAUGGAAGUGGGCUACGGUUGUUCUCUUGAUGGGUGUAGUUCUUAUGACUCUGGGCUGAAUGAAUGACGGAAACGAAGCACUGCUGUUGAACGAGAGGGGGGCCGGGAGGGGUCAAAAGAUUCUAAUGAUAUUAGAAAUUUGGGAUGGAAAGGAGUUGUCUGCACGAAAGUAAAAAACCCUGCUUAUGUUGUCGAGGCGAGUUGAUAGUAGGUACUUACUAAACUAACCUUAGGUAGUUGUCGUGUGGUAAAAUAGGAGAGAGAAUUAUCGAUCACAACACAAACUUAGGUUAGAAAAGAAAGUCCUUUUUUUGAGUCUCAAGUGGUGGCGGUAUGACUUUACGGGUUCACUCGUAUAUAUCACCCGUAGGUGCCUAGUAUAGGUCAUAAAACACGAAUAGGGAU